Messenger RNA from Entelurus aequoreus (snake pipefish), 4947 nucleotides. It is a transcript of the gene pdk4, whose product is annotated as pyruvate dehydrogenase kinase, isozyme 4. Gene Ontology annotation, molecular function: pyruvate dehydrogenase (acetyl-transferring) kinase activity. Gene Ontology annotation, biological process: protein phosphorylation; regulation of glucose metabolic process. The transcript is spliced from 11 exons. The coding region runs from base 804 to 2129 and encodes 441 amino acids. The record is from RefSeq and is a predicted model, not a curated record. Lineage: Eukaryota; Metazoa; Chordata; Actinopteri; Syngnathiformes; Syngnathidae. Gene Ontology annotation, cellular component: mitochondrion.
GUGACAGAGCCCUCCUCGGGAAUUGUUUUUGACAUGGCAAACGCAAACUGACAUCUACACACAUAUCAACAAGAAACUGAAAAAUAGACCAAAACUGGAAGCCGCAAUUUUAAAGACAGGCCCAAACUGAACUUAGUCAUUUUAACGACAGAACGACAGACUUGCCUGCGUGAUCAACUGUAUGUUUGCCUCCACUUUCGUUCGAUAUGUGCGUAGAGAUUUCUGUAGAUGUCAGUUAUCGUUGGGCCAUGUCUAAAAUCAUUAUUGUGUGUGGCUCCAAAGACAUUUUAGUCAGGCACUCGGGUACCGUAGUAUCCCCGUUUUUACUUUGAAAAUAGAAAAACAUCUGUGUCGGAAUAUGAAAAAACAUCCGUUCUGGUCUGUUUUUCCUUUUCUUUUUAGUAGGAAUUUGAAUUAGAAUUUUUGUGUUAUGAAAUGUAAAAUGAAAAACAAACCCUUUGUUAGCUGUUGGGUCAUUGUGUAUUUUGAUCAUUUAAUUUAAAAAACAUUACCCUCCGACACGCCCUCGUGUAGCUAAACAUGGCGGCCAUUGGCCUGAGUUCAUGUCAGUCAGUUGUCAUCUCCGCCCAACAACACAAACACUUCAUUGAGGAGGGUCAAAACAUGCGAAAGUGGGCCAGAGGAAACGAAGAGUUUGCCCCUUGCAGCCACAUUUAGGGGUCAUACUGUGUUAACCAAGAUGGCUCUUGUUUUGUGUUCAUGCUAGCUAAUUAGUAGCAAACUGGGGGAAGGAGAGCGAGUCACUUGAGCGCUGACAGCUGGGCUCCUAAAGGACAGCAAACAUGAAGUUCGCGCAGUUGUUGAUGAAAAACAUCUCGGCGGCCAACAUCCCCAAGCAAGUAGAGAGGUUUUCCAAGUUCUCUCCCUCGCCUUUGUCAAUGAAGCAAUUCCUCGACUUUGGCUCAGCCAAUGCGUGUGAGAAGACCUCCUUUGUGUUCCUGCGGCAGGAGCUCCCUGUCAGGCUGGCUAACAUCAUGAAGGAAAUAGAUUUCCUCCCGGACAAGCUCCUCAGCACUCCUUCCCUCAAACUCCUCACCAGUUGGUAUUCGCAGAGUUUGUUGGAGCUUAUAGAGUUUUUAGAGAAGGAUCCAGACGACAAGGACGUCCUGACUAACUUCACACAGAAUCUGAUCACAAUCCGCAAUCGGCACAACAAUGUGGUGCCCACAAUGGCUCAGGGCGUGGUGGAGUACAAGGAGGCCUUUGGCGUGGACCCCGUGACCAACCAGAAUGUCCAGUAUUUCCUCGACCGCUUCUACAUGAGCCGCAUCUCCACGCGCAUGCUCAUGAACCAGCACACAUUAAUCUUCGACGGCAGCGUGAACCCGGCUCACCCCAAGCAUAUUGGCAGCAUUGACCCCACCUGUGACGUGGUAGAGGUUGUAAAAGAUGCCUAUGAAACGUCAAAGAUGCUGUGUGAGCAGUAUUAUCUGACCUCCCCUGACAUGGAGAUCACACAAGUCAAUUGUGUACCUAAUGUAACAGCCAGUGAGUGGCACAUGUAUGGAUGGAAGAAUGGCAUCACUCCCCAUGAUGAUGUUUCUCAAUGUUGCACAGCCAAAAACCCCGAGCAGCCCCUCCACAUUGUCUACGUGCCUUCACACCUCUACCACAUGCUGUUUGAGCUCUUCAAGAACGCAAUGCGAGCGACGGUAGAAACCCACGAGUCAAGUCUGGUUUUGCCGGCCGUCAAAGUGCGAGUCUCACUGGGCACUGAGGACCUGACUAUCAAGAUGUCUGACAGGGGAGGAGGAGUCCCUCUGAGGAAGAUUGAGCGUCUCUUCAGCUACAUGUACUCCACAGCUCCCAGUCCUGUGCACUUGGACAACGCUCGCAACGCUCCCCUGGCUGGGUUCGGUUACGGCCUCCCUAUCUCCCGCCUGUACGCCAAGUAUUUCCAAGGAGACCUGCAGCUCUACUCGAUGGAGGGCUACGGAACGUCAGCUGUCAUUUACUUGAAGGCCCUGUCCUCAGAGUCAGUGGAGAGGCUGCCCGUGUUCAACAAGUCGGCCUUGCGCCACUACCGGGCCACCACAGAGGCGGACGACUGGUGCAUGCCCAGCAAGGAACCAAAGAAACUGGGCAGAAGCCAGUGGACGCACUCCUAAAAGACGGAAAGAGGUCGUGGGGGAAAUGAUGGUUUGGAAAGAAACACGUCUGGCCAGUUGCGAUCACAAGAUAACAGAAUGCCACAUGUUCUUGACACCAUGAGAUUGACAAUUUGCUGCUGUCAAUUUGGGCUUCUUAAAUUAUCCUCACCCCAUGAAACUAGCAGACUAGCUGUGUCGAAUUGGGCUUUUUUAAUGGGAAGAACAUCAGAAAUUGAGUUAUCUAUGACCACAUCAAUUUAAAACGUGGACACAAGUUUUAUAAAUAAUAUUGUGUUAAAGGUGCUAUUUGUAAAAUCCACUAGAAUUCUCAACUUAGUAGAACAAAUCACGUGAAAUGUUGUCGUGAAGGCAACAUUUAUUUUUUUAAUGACAGUUUUAAUGGAAAUGACUCGUGCUUCAUUGCAACAGUUUUUUCUGCUAUAAGGGACCGACCGCUACCAGCUAGCAUUUUACAUGUAGCAUCUUUAAUGAAUACCUACCGUAGCUAGCACUUCCUACUGGUUGGGAGCAACAAUUCCCAGAGGAAAUGGCUGUUUUCAUUUUAGAAGAAGACAUAUUAUUGUAUUAUUAGAAUAUGUUCUUACAUCUGGCUUCAUACAAAGUGCUUCCUGUCACAUGAUCGAUCACCCAGCUAUUGAAUGUUGCCAGCAAAAAGCCUGUUCCAAACAGAACAACCCCUGCAGUACUUCAUGAUGCCAGUGAGCUUUUUAUUGACCUUUAUCUGCUCACUCACUAGUUGUCAUGUGUUUGCUGCUCAUAUAAUUCAGCUGCUUAUUGUGGCCCAAAUACUGUAAAGAACAAGCACUCAAAGACAUUUCAGGUAUUAUACAUUUCAACUAGAAAACAAAUAUUGCAGUUUCUUUAAGAACAAAAUAUUACUGCAAUAUUCGGUAGAUACAAACUCUGAUGAACUGCGGUCGUGCCAUAUUUGAGUAUUUUAACUUUUGAAGAAUAUUAGCAAGUAGGAUGCGUCCCAACUAUAUGCUUGAUGAAUGUUCAUUUCCAAAUGGAAAAACUCGAUGUGCUUAUCUGUAAUGUGUAUGAAUGUAUUAGUGUACAAACCCCGUUUCCAUAUGAGUUGGGAAAUUGUGUUAGAUGUAAAUAUAAACAGAAUACAAUGAUUUACGAAUCAUUUUCAACCCAUAUUCAGUUGAAUAUGCUACAAAGACAACAUGUUUGAUGUUCAAACUGAUAAACUUUUUUUUUUUGUGCAAAUAAUCAUUAACUUUAGAAUUUGAUGCCAGCAACACGUGACAAAGAAGUUGGGAAUGGUGGCAAUAAAUACAAAUAAAGUUGAGGAAUGCUCUUUAAACACUUAUUUGGAACAUCCCACAGGUGAACAGGCAAAUUGGGAACAGGUGGGUGACAUGAUUGGGUAUAAAAGUAGAUUCCAUGAAAUGCUCAGUCAUUCACAAACAAGGAUGGGGCGAGAGUCACCACUUUGUCAACUAAUGCGUGAGCAAACUGUUGAACAGUUUAAGAAAAACCUUUCUCAACCAGCUAUUGCAAGGAAUUUAGGGAUUUCACCAUCUACGGUCCGUAAUAUCAUCAAAGGGUUCAGAGAAUCUGGAGAAAUCACUGCACGUAAGCAGCUAAGCCCGUGACCUUCGAUCCCUCAGGCUGUACUGCAUCAACAAGCGACAUCAGUGUGUAAAUGAUAUCACCACAUGGGCUCAGGAACACUUCAGAAACCCACUGUUAGUAACUACAGUUGGUCGCGACAUCUGUAAGUGCAAGUUAAAACCCUCCUAUGCAAGGCGAAAACUGUUUAUCAACAACACCCAGAAACGCUGUCGGCUACGCUGGGUUUGAGCCCAUCUAAGAUGGACUGAUACAAAGUGGAAAAGUGUUCUGUGGUCUGACGAGUCCACAUUUCCAAUUUGUUUUUGGAAACUGUGGACGUUGUGUCCUCAGGACCAAAGAGGAAAAGAACCAUCCGGAUUGUUAUAGGCGCAAAGUUGAAAAGCCAGCAUCUGUGAUGGUAUGGGGGUGUAUUAGUGCCCAAGACACGGGUAACUUACACAUCUGUGAAGGUGCCAUUAAUGCUGAAAGGUACAUACAGGUUUUGAAGCAACAUAUGUUGCCAUCCAAGCAACGUUACCAUGGACACCCCGGCUUAUUUCAGCAAGACAAUGCCAAGCCACGUGUUACAUCAACGUGGCUUCAUAGUAAAAGAGUGUGGGUACUAGACUGGCCUGCUUGUAGUCCAGACCUGUCUCCCAUUGAAAAUGUGUGGCGCAUUAUGAAGCCUAAAAUACCACAACGGAGACCCCCGGUCUGUUGAACAACUUAAGCUGUACAUCAAGCAAGAUUGGGAAAUAAUUCCACCUGAGAAGCUUAAAAAAUGUGUCUCCUCAGUUCCCAAACGUUUACUGAGUGUUGUUAAAAGGAAAGGCCAUGUAACACAGGGGUGAACAUGCCCUUUCCCAAAUACUUUGGCACGUGUUGCAGCCAUGCAAUUCUAAAUUAAUUAUUAUUUGCAAAAAAAAAAAAAAAAAGUUUAUGAGUUUGAACAUCAAAUAUCUUGUCUUUGUAGUGCAUUCAAUUGAAUAUGGGUUGAAAAGGAUUUGCAAAUCAUUGUAUUCCGUUUCUAUUUACAUCUAACACAAUUUCCCAACUUAUAUGGAAACAGGGUUUGUAUUUGCACUAGAAUGUUAUAUUAUUUUUGCAUGAACACUUUCCUGCAAUAGCAACGAAAAUGUGCUAUCUUUACAGCAAACCACCUUUAGAACUAAGAUUCAAAGAUGCUGACGAACAAUACAGUAGAUCCCUUUACAUUACAUAUUAUACAAGCUGCAUUGAUGGGUGUAAAGCA